Strongylus vulgaris is the source of this 342-nucleotide messenger RNA. Lineage: Eukaryota; Metazoa; Nematoda; Chromadorea; Rhabditida; Strongylidae. The record is from the annotation of a GenBank genome assembly.
AUGUCUGACGAUGUUGACUCCUCUUGCGCACCUCGGCUGGCAGAUGUAUUGAAGGCUAGGAUGUUACUAAUGGUAGGUGGCAUCGCCGGCCUGCAUAAGUUAUAUCUUGAGCAGGUUCCUGAAGCUUUUGUGUAUAUCUCUACUGGAGGAAUCUUUUUAUUGGGAACACUCUAUGACAGUUUCUACAUUGGACAACAAGUAGAUCUUUAUAAUAUGCUGAAACUUGGCGAAGGCGAAGAGUUGAAAAAAUACAAAAAUGGUAGAUUGAUGGCAAAUCUUUCGCGGAUAGUUCCAUUCUCUAUACCACGGUUUAUGGCGUCGGUAGCAUACGCUGUCUGGCUA